Myiozetetes cayanensis is the source of this 5437-nucleotide messenger RNA. Its product is annotated as zinc finger protein 3-like. The record is from RefSeq and is a predicted model, not a curated record. Lineage: Eukaryota; Metazoa; Chordata; Aves; Passeriformes; Tyrannidae.
AUGGAGGAGGAGGAUGAGAGGAAGAUGCCACGGUCCCCCCAGGCAGGUGAGGAGGAAGAAGGCGGCCGGAGCUCUGAGCUGGUGGUCCCUGAGCAGCCUCCCAGCAGGGAGAAGCCCUUCAGGUGCUUGGAAUGUGGGAAGAGUUUCAGGAAGAGCUCCCACCUCCUCAGGCACCAGCACAUCCACACUGGGGAACAGCCCUACACAUGUGGGGAAUGUGGGAAGAGCUUCAGGCAGAGCUCCAGCCUGAUCCGACACCAGGUUAUCCACACUGGGGAACGGCCCUACAAGUGCUUGGAAUGUGGGAAGAGGUUUAGGGGCAGCUCCAAUCUCCUCCUGCAUGAACGGAUACACACAGAGGAGAGGCCCUUCCGCUGCACCAACUGUGGGAAGGGCUUCAACCAGAACAGCAACCUCAUCACCCACCGGCGCAUCCACACCGGGGAGAGGCCCUACAAGUGUGGGGAGUGUGGGAAGAGCUUCACCCAGAGCUCUACCUUGACCAAACACCAACGGACCCACAGUAAGGGAAGGCCCUACGAGUGCCCCGCCUGCAGGAAGAGCUUUGGCUGCUGCUCCCACCCCGAAUGACCCCCUGAUGGUGAGGCAACCCCUGGAGUCCAGGGACUGUCAGUCCAUCCCUUUCUACCAGAAAGGGCCAGUCCCCUUUCCCAGGGGCAGGUUGUGUCAACAGAACCCUUCUUGGAGGGUGUGUGGAGAUUCCUGCCUUGGCUGGGGAUCCCCCAAGGUCACUGCUGGAGGUUGAGAGCAGAGAUCUCCCCAUGAGCGUUGGUCUGGGGGAGUUCCAUCCAUCUCCAAUUCAUAAUUCUUGCUUUGGUGCCAGCUUGAGUAGAAUUGCUUCAACAAUUGCUUUAGUGUAGAGCGCUGUCCUAUCUUAUGCUGCCCUACUGGUAGUUUUGUGGUUUCUAUUGUACAGAAAAUAAUUCUGAUGAAGAUCUUUUGUCUGAUCAUUUGUAACCCUAAAUAAUUCAUUUCUGUCAAUAGAUAUGAUUUGCCACCCUUAAAACCUGGGGGACAAAAGUGGUUCAGUCCCACCUCUGUAAUUCCUCUGAACUGAAAGUGUUGGCAUAACCCAAGGCUGAGAUUGGAUCCAGCAGCCCCAGCACCCCACAGUCAGUUGGGAGCUCAGGGGGGCACCCCCCUUUUCCAACCUCCCUGUUCCCAAAGACCCCCAUGGGAUUAUUGGAUCCUCCAGACCACCCCGACUUUUCCAUCCUUCUUCCUGUUCCUCCCACUUUUCCAUGGUCCCCUAUUACAAUCUGCUUAAAUAUUGCAGAAAGAACUUCAGAUUUGAAUAUACCCUUGAGCAAAACUAAAACUCACACAAGUUAUCUGUUGAUACCAAAAACUGAUUUUUAUUAAUUGCUAAGAGAUACAAAGAGAAUAAGGAAAAAAUAAGAAAAGGUUGGAAACUGCUAAGAUUAUUUCUAGAAGUAGAGAAAAGAUACCACCGAAAACUUUCUUCUCCCACUGAGCUGGUCUGUGUGUGUGUGGAGAAGCAGUUUCUGCCUUUUUUUCUCUGUCCCUGCAGCUUUUGGAUGUUAUCUCUGUAGCUGCAGGGGGUCUGACAGCUUUAGUUCUCUGCAAUGCACCAUGUGUGGUUUCACCACUAACACUCCUGUCCCAGGCCGUGCAGGGUCUCAGCGCAGCCAAAGCUUUGGGCCCUCAGAAAUAUGGUCAGGGUAGAAGGAUAAGGUAGAACUCCCACAUGUGGCACGGUGGUCUCAGCUCUCUCCAGGCCGGCACAGUUCCAGUCUCCGGUGGCAGGCAGGCAGCACGCGGUGGUGGAGAAAAGGUGAGGGGAGGUGGGCAGAGAUUCUCGGCUACAGUCACCAGUUCUUCUGCCUUUCUUCUCCCUGAUUUUCCAAAAUUUGUCCUCAACUUUUAUAGUGUUCAAAAGAGGUUGUACAUGGUUUCUUGGCACGUAACCAGUUCAGAUGUUGGAGGAGAUAUGGUAACCAUAAACAAUGGCAGGAUCUUUUGGCAGGAAAGGUGGCAUGGGAAGUCCUGGUGAGAACUUCCUUCAGAGAGCUGACAGAGAAUGUUUGAUAGGAAGUUUUUGACAGGCAGAAACAAUUUUUGGCAUUUUUAUAUUAUCUGUGUGUUACGGAUGGUUGCCAUGGUAAGCGACGUAACAGGAAAUGCAUAAUGGUUGCCUUAUUAACCGACCCUAGCAAUGCAAACGCACAAUCUUUGCCAUGGUAACCGAGUUAACAAUGAGAAUGCACAAUGGUUGCCAUGGUAACCAGCAAAACAGUGAGACUGCAUGAUGGUUGCCAUGGUAACCGAGGUAAUAAUGAGAAUUCACAAUGGUUGCCAUGGAAACUGUUGUAAUAAUGGGAAUUCACAAUGGUUACCACAGUAAGUGAUGUCAGAAUGAGAAUGCACAAUUUUUACCAUGGUAAGCAUCACAACGACAAUGCACAAUGGUUUGCAUGGUAAGCAACAUCACAAUGGCAAUGCACAAUGGUUGCCAUGGUAACCAACUUAAAAAUGAGAAUGCACAAUGGUUGCCAUGGUAACCGAGGUGACAAUGAGAAUGCACAAUGGUUGCCAUGGUAACCGAGGUCACAAUGAGAAUUCACAAUGUUUGGCAUGGUAACUGAGGUCACAAUGAGAAUGCACAAUGGUUGUCAUGGCAACCGGGGUUACAGUGGGAAUGCACAGUGGUUGCCAUGCUAUGCACAGUCACAAUGAGAAUGCACAAUGUUUGUCAUGGUAACAAAGUUCACAAUGAAAAUGCACAAUGAUUGCCAUGGUAACUGAGUUCACAAUGGUUGCGAGGGCAACUGACAACACAAUGAGGAUGCAUAAUGGUUGCCAUGGUAAGUGAAACCACAAUGAGGAUGCACAAUGGUUGCCAUGGUAACCUAGGUCAAAGUGGGAAUACAUAAUGGUUUCCAUGGCAACCGAGGUCACAAUGGGAAUACACAAGGGUUACCAUGCAACUGAGGUCAAAAUGAGAAAGCAUAAUGGUUCCCAUGGUAACCAAAAGUCACAAUGAGAAUGUACAAUGGUAGCCAUGAUAACCAAGGUCACAAUGAGAAUGCACAAUGGCUGCUGUGGUAAGCUAGGUGAUGAUAGAAAUGCACAAUGGUUACCAUGGUAAUCAUUUAAUAAUGGGAAUGCACAAUGGUUGCCAUGGUAACUGAUGUUAAGAAAAAAAAACCACAUAAUGGUGGCCAAGGUAACCAAGGUCUCAAUGAGAAUGCAGAAUGGUUGCCACGGCAACCAAAUCACAAUGACAAUGCACAAUGGUUGCCAUGGCAUCUGAUGUCACAAUGAGAAUGCACAAUGGUUCCAUGGCAUCUGUGGUCAUAAUGGGAAUGCACAAUGGUUUCCAUGGUAACGGAGGUCACAAUGAGAUUGCACAGUUGUUUCCAUUGGAAGUGACAUCACAAUGAGAAUGGACAAUGGUUGCCAUUGUAACCAACAUCACAAUGAGAAUGCUUAAUUGUUGCCAUGGUAACCACUGUAACAGUGAGACUGCAUAAUGGUUGCCAUGGUAACUGAGAUCACAAUGGGAAUGCACAAUGAUUGCCAUGGUAAGUGACAUCAUUAUGAGAAUGCACAAUGGUUGCCAUGGUAACCGAGGUCACAAUGAGAAUGCACAAUGGUUGCCAUGGUAAAUGACGUCACAAUGAGAAUACACAAUGAUGUUCAUGGCAAGCGACGUCACAAUGAGACUAUACAAUGGUUGCCAUGGUAACCAAGUUAACAAUGUGAAUGCUCAGUGGUUGCCAUGGUGUAAGGGGGUGCUUUUGAUUUAGAUGAUCCAUGGAGCAAAAAGGGGUGAAAAAGUGAUUAUAUUCGUAUGUGAACACAGCCAGAGUAUUGUACAAUGUGACUUCAUUGCACAAGUUGACUGUAAGGCCCAUUGUGCCUUUAGCAAAGUUAACUGGAUGUCCCCCAUUAUCAGAGCUGAGCUCCUCCUUGGCUUGGCUCCACUCUGCAAGAGAGAUACAAAUCCCCUUGAAACACAAUGGUACAGGUCGUCCAUAGGGCUGAGGAAGGGGAUGGAGAGGAAGAUGAUGUGGGCAGGGGUCGUUGGCCCCUUGCCCUACAGUGGGGCACGCCCAGACUGUUGCCAUGAGGUGAUGAACGGGCGCUGUUUGGCUGUCACUCAAGCACCACCUUCUGCUGCGUCCUGGCCCUACGCAGUGUAAUGUAGAGCUGAUGGAAUGGGGUGUCAGCACUGCUGGGUGGAGCGAUGCUCAUCCUUCCAUCCACACUGUGCUGCUCCGCGGGGACACCCGCCAAGCACGGGCACCGACCAGCCCUGCAGAGCCUGGUAGGCCUGGCCUGUCUGUGCAGGUGAGCACAGUUUAUUGAUAGGAAGCAACCAGGAAAGCAAACAUUUUAUAUCCUUUUUCUUGUAUUCCUUUAAUUCCCUUUUUACUAGCUAAUGCUGUAACAGAGGCUGCUCGUAGUAUUGUAUGCAUGCCAACUGAUAAAGUAGUGUUUUUGUAUUCUUUUUAAGCUUUUGAUUCUCUUUGCUAAUAGUUUUUUUUUACUCUCAAUGCAAUAAAAGACUUUUUGUAGUGUUUGAAUGACUGUUGUACUUGUCUUUUUUCCGGACAUGUGUCCUAGCAAACCUGGUACAUGGGGUCAUACUGGGAGUGACUGGAAGCAUUCUGUUGGCACAACUUGGAUAUACUGGAGGUGACUGAGAUCAUACUGGGAGUGACUAGGACCACACUGGGGGUGACUGGGAGUGGCUGUGAGCAACUGGAAUCAUGCUGGAAGGUACUGGGAGCAACUGGGAGUGAGUGGGACCACACUGGGGCCAACUGGGAUAUACUGAGAGAGACCAGGAGUAACGGGGACUAACUGGGAGCAGGCUGAGGUCAACUGGGAGAGACUGGGACUAUAGUGGGGUGAGUGGGAGCAAGUGGGACCCUGCUGGGGACAAAUGGCUUUAUAUUGGGAGUGACAGGGAAUGUCUGGGUUCAUCCUGGCUGUGACUGUCACCAUAGAGGGUGUCACUGGGAUCAUACUGGAGUCAUACUGGGAGGGACUGGAACUACAGUGGGGUGACUGGGAGCAACUGGGACUGUGCAGGGAGUGACUUGGAUUCUACUAAGAGAGACUGGGAUCAAACUGGGACUGACUGGGAGAAUGCUGGAGGCAAUUGGGCUAUACUGGGAGUGGCUGGGGGUGACUGGGAUCGUUCUGGGAGUGACUGGAACCAUAGUAGAGGUGAAGGGGAGCAACUGGAAGCCUGCUGGAGGCAACUGGGAUCAUAGUGGGAGCAGCUGGGCCCCUAUUGCUGUCCUGCUGGGGUCUUACUGGGAGUGACUGCAAUAAUACUGGGAGUGUGUGAGAGGGACUGCAGCCAUACUGGGGAUGAGUGGGAUAAAAGUGAAUUUGUACUGGAAGUAUCUGGAAGUUCCUGGGAUCAUACUGGGGGUGACGA